Molecule: messenger RNA, 5639 nt
Organism: Lytechinus pictus (painted urchin)
Lineage: Eukaryota; Metazoa; Echinodermata; Echinoidea; Temnopleuroida; Toxopneustidae
Exons: 6
Coding region: 19-1290 (423 amino acids)
Source: RefSeq, a predicted model, not a curated record
GGACUAACAAGCAAGAAGAUGACGGAUGUGUGGUCUCCUCUUCUUAUAUUCUUCAAUGCAAUAAAUCUUUUGCAAUUGACUGAAUGUGGUCCUCGCUUUUGGCAAAUACCAGAUCCUAGUCUAGGUGCGGAAUGUCCACGAGCUCCACAUUUUGGAGAAUACUGUGAUAAGUUUGGCUCAGGGCGGAUUAAAGAAUGUUCCCCAUGUAGCAUUGAACAGUUGAAGGACCCGAGUAUAUCACACCCGGAGGACUGCGAAAAUGUACCAUGUCCUUAUCGCUGUCCAGAAGAAAUCAGUGACAAAAGUGCAUCAGCUCCAUCCAAUAGCUGUGAUGUAACAACAGCUUCCCCAACUACCCUAGAUUUAACUACUGAAGCUCCAUCCACAACAACCAAGGGAACAUCGACACAAACGACUAUAUCUGGGAGUACUACCUCUGUUUCCUCAACAAAGCCAAGCCCCACUGAUGGCUCCCCAUUGCCACACAUAUCUAUACGUGUCAUCUACUGGCUAUCUGGAGUUUUUGCAGUCAUUGUAGGUUGUUGUGCAGUAUAUUGUAUCAGGAGACACAAGUGCAUGAAGAAUCAGUGUGUAGUUCCGUCACCGUCAAGUGAGCCAAUGAUAGCUGAGCAAAGCAUUGAGAUGACUCCGCCUCACACGCCACUAAGUCCUGAAUUCAUACCUGGACCAUCAUCUGUAACCAUUAGAUCUACAGAGCCUGACCUGUUUGCAAAGCUGGAUUGUCCCUGUGGAGAUGCUGCCGUUCCAGUAGGACCAUCAGGGGCUAUUCUUCAAGGCUUGCUGCCAUCCACAAGGUAUGGUGUCGCUGUAGGCACCCAGGAUCAUGAAGGCUUUCGUCACAAAUACCAUGAGUUAAUUAAAACACCAGACACCGCCAAUGAUGUUGAGGGGUGCACCUUUACUCUAAAAGAUCUAAAAACACAUAUAGAGAAAAAUUCUCGGGAUUUCCAGACCCUCAAAGUCGCUUUUAACCAUGUUGAGGAUGCAGCUUUUCGUAGAGCGAUGAGCAGGUCUCUUAAAGUCACUAGCCUCCAUAAUGAAAUUGGACGGUCAUUUUUUGAGGAUAUCAUCAGUAUUGAUGGUGAAAGGAGAGCAGGGAAUAGUUUGAAGUUACAUGUGAUACUGAGUGAGCUCAUAGGAUGUCAUUCACCUGUUCCUGACUUUGUGGAAGAAAUCAUACAAAAAAUAAGUUCAAUUCAUGAGAAUUGCUUACCUUGUAGGCAUUUAGUGUGUCAAAUAUCAAAGAAUUCUUUGGUGACUACUGUUUGAUGCAGAUUAUCAAGGUUCUUGUAAUGAUAUCUACACCAAAUAGCAGUCUCCAUAGAAUUUGUUAUAAUACCAUGAUUUCAUCAUAGGGGAUGUGUUCAAGCCAUUUUUCUAAUAUAGAAACAUUAUAAUUAACAACAGCAUUGCUAAACACAGUCACUGUUGGAAAUGAGUUAAAGCAUUUUUUUUUUUUCAAUAGACCUGAUUUCAUGCCAUGCUAAGUGCUCACCAUGUGUGCAUUUCAGAAAAAAGUUUUGUCAGUUAUUUUUUCAUUGACUAAUUAGCUCUCAGCCAAUCAGAUGAAAGGAUUUUCAGUAGCUUGUAACAUUGUCUGGUGAAACAUGGGAUGUUUUAUUCAUUCUCGGUUAUUCUCUUCCUAUACAAAUUAAUUUAACCCUAUAGCCGGGCUUUUCAAUUUCAUAUCUCGGCUGUUGAUUGCGCAAUCGCAACGGAAAUAGGCAUCUAGGGUUUUAUGCAGCAGCCAUUUUCCAUUUUAAUCAUGUACAUGUAAUUUCAUCUAUCACUGUAUUAUUGUAUUUUGAGUACUAUAUUCAGGGAAUAAACUCAAAUUGAUUUGAAAUUGAAUUAAACAUCAUUCUAAGAAUUAAAAAAAAAGUAUAGUGAUCAAACACCCUAGCAUAUCCUGAUCACUUUCUGCUUUAUAUCAAGAGGAUUCACCUUUUUUUUUUUGUCUUUCAAUUUUCUAUUUGUUUGUAUGUUUGUAUCGACAAUCAACAUACAUGGUGUAAUAGUGUCUUUGCUUUUUAUGGGGAGGAAAUGUUCAUGUUUAAUGACUUUUCAAUUGCUUUGUCCAUUGCGAUAUUGCUUGCAUAUGAGAUGCAUACAGUAUGUCGUGUUUAACCAGCUAGUCUUAGUGAAAUGUAACUAGUCUUACUUUUUGUGUCUGCUCAAGAAAGGUAUAGUACACAGACUUUCUUUAUUAUUACUCCUCUGUUUUUCUCAUCCGUAAAAAAAUUAUGUGUCAUCUGGGCUUGAUGUGCCUCAAAGCAAUGGGGGCUAAAAAUGUGUUCUCUCUCUACGUUCUUAUGUGAAAUGCUUUUGUGAGCUUGUUAAAGAACUAGAUCCUAUGAAGACCUACUUAAAUUAACAUAUCCAACUAAAAGAAAACAGACAGGAGAUAGAACAUUCACUGUUGCAUCCUCAAUGGAAUGGAACAAACUCCCUCUCACAUUAAGACAAUCCCCAACAAUCGAGUCCUUUAAGAAGUCCCUUAAAACUCUUUUGUUCUAGGCAACUGCCUUUAUUUAAUAUGUCAUUCUGAUUUUUUGUUUGUAUAAAUAUGUUAACUGAAAUUGUGAGCGCUUUGGGCCAUGUGGGAAAAGCGUGUUAUAAAUAUUGAGUAUUAUUAUUGUUUCAAGGUCGAAGGGAACUUCAGGCUUGAGUAGUCAGUGGCUGAGACUUGGAGAAAUCAUCUUGAUGUUUUGCACCAUGGCCAGGUUGAAACUUAAGAAGAUAACUUUAUAGCAGUUUUAACAAAUUCAUCAUGGGAUAGGGUUGUAGUAAAGAUCACCAAAUGAAAGCAUACAGAAUCCAAUAUUAAUUGGGUGUAAGAGAUAAAAGUAUAGGCUAACAUUGAUAUGACUUGUAAAAUCUAAGCUGCAAAGACCCACUUUUCACAUAUUUCUGUGAUAUAUUACAAAAGUGAAGCCCAGCAAAAAAAAUUGUGUCCAAAAAUCAUUUAGUGCUUCAAAAAACUAAAGGUAGUUAAUGUAUAGAUCUGGAAACACCAUCUUAAUUUCCUCACAUAUGCUAUGUGUUCUAUUAAUGACUCCAAGACACAAAAUGAUAAAAGUGUGGUUUGCGUUGUACUUUUAGCUUUUCAUUCUCAAUAAUGGUUGUAUUUAGGGUGUUUUUUUUACCUCUAAUAUGUACUCAAACCAGGGUUGGGCUCUAUUACAAAGUAAUCGAUCAAUUACUUAAUUAAUUACAUUUUUUUGAGUAAUUGUUAUUUGUAAUUGAAAUUUUUGAAGAAAAAGUAAUUGUAAUUGAAGAAAGUAAUUGAGCCCAACCCUGACUCAUCAACACAUGUUUCAUCUUGGUUGAAAGAAUAUUUUUAAUUGGCUAUUCGAAAAGCUAGCGUAUUCCUUUAGUUAAGCUGUUUAGCUGAUUUUAGCUAUUUUUUUUUGUCAGCUUUAUGUGUACUUUGUAAAAAAAAAAGGGUAGGAUAUUUUGCAAUAUCAGCUAUUUUCAUUUGUGUUGGUCACUCCUACCUCUGAUAAAAUGGCCAGCCAAAUAUUUUAACAUGUAUGUACAAAUAACUAGUAUCUAAGUAAUUUUAAUAGUACUUCGCAAAAUACUUGUAUGCAAGCCGCGUUAUUGGUUUUGUUUACAGAUUUUUUUCCCCUAAGCAAUACUGGUACAUGUACCCAUCUAUGCCUAUCUGUUUUGGCAAUUUAACAGUGUACUUGGUUUUUAGCUUUACAUGUAGAUACUUUUAAUGUUGGUUUGAUAUUACCUAUUUACAUGUAGAAUGUAGUAGAUAAUGUAAAUCUCAUGUAUGAUAACAAUGCAACAGUUUAGUUUGUAGAAAAACACUUUCUCUUGAUAUUGUUACCUGCAGUGAAUACUUGAGGUUAAUUUUGAAACAAGUCCUUGUUGAUUUAAAAUAGGUCAAAGGCGUAGUACCUAAUAAUGAGUGCAGUACUUGCCAAAUCAAUAAUUCAUGUUACCUAGUACUCACCUAUUAUAGCGUUCUCACUUAGCCCAAGCUCGCAGAUCAGACUCACCUCGCGAGUCAGCAUCAGCUCGUGGGCCGUCUUCUCCCUCGGGUUCAUAUUUAGCCCUAGCUUGUGAAGCAGACUCGCCUUGCUUGUCAGUUCUGCCAAUUACCCACAAUUCUCCGCGAUAAAUAUGUAAACAAACUAUGGCGCGCGCUUGCCUUGAAAAUUAACCAUAAACCAGUAGUACAGUGCCGUGACUUGCAUGCACAUAACUAAUGGAAAGCAGUUAUACAAUACACAAUUCGUAAGGUAUGGGACUGCAUAAACUCGAGUGUACUCUUGACGGACUGCGUGCGUAGAAAAACAAGUUUGCAAUCGGCUUUCUGUCCACUCUGCAAAAAAAUUGUUGUGUCUCCCCCAGCUUGCAGGUCAGAUCCUACCUUUUUGCUGGGGAAAAAAGGCGAGUUAGACUCCCCUCGCGGGUCUAAAUCGUGAGCUGGGGCUAAGUGAGAACGCGGUAUAAGAUAAACUGCUUAGCCAAUUCUCGCAUACAGUUUACACUUUAUAAGGUUUAGACUUUAACAUAAAUGACAUUUUAAUGAUCUCAAAAUGAUUUUGAAGAGAAUCCAGUUAGAUGACCACCAAAGAGCAUUACGUAUAAAUGAAAAGUAUGCCAAAUCUUACCGGUUGAAUAGAUUUACACGAAAAGAGCAAAUGAUGCACAGUACUGUGAUAUCUUUUGUAUCAGAUACUGCUUCAUGAUGCCAAAUGCCAUUUUAUUUGUAUAUGCCCGUCCUAGACGGGACGUAUUAUGGCAUCACGCUGGGUUCCGUCAGUCCGUCCGCCAGUCCGUCUUAACUUUUCCUUGUAAAUGCGAGAAUUUCAGUUUGAUUUAACCUAGGCUCAUAUAAUUUGGUGUGUAUGAUACUAGCAUGGAUCCCAGGAAGCCUAUUGAUUUUAAGGUCCAAAGAUCAAAGGCCAAGAUCACGGUGACAUGUUUUCAUCUUGCCCUUCUGCAGUUAUUGUAAACGCGAUAAUUUUUGUUUAACUUAACCUAGGCCCAGAGAAGUUGGUGUGUAUGAUACUAGCAUGGACCUUAGAAAGCCUAUCAAUUUUGAGGUCCAAAGGUCAAGGUCACAGUGACAGGUUUUCAUCUUACCCUUCUUGAGUCCUUGUAAACGUGAUAACUUUAGUUUAACUUAACCUAUAAUUUUGUUUGUAUGAUACUAGCUUGGAUCCCAGGAAGCCUAUUGAGAUUUAGGUCAAAAGGUCAUUGGUCAAGUCGCCACCUUUCACUUUUCUUGCUUGACCAAGAACUCCAUUUUCUGCGUUACAGGCGAGCGUAUUAUGUGCUCGCCCUAGCGACACUUGUUAAUUCAUGUAUUAAUCAAUUCAUUCAUUUUGUUUGUUAAUUUUACCUCUUGCAUGAAAUGCUAGACUUGCUGACAUAGUAUUAAUUCAUUGGUAUGUUUUCAUUGAUUAACAAUUUUAUUCUUUUUACAUCAAGCCUUUAUUCAUUUCUAUUCAGAUCUACUAGUUAUUCAUUUAUUGCCAUGUUAGCAUUUUUGUUUGCAUUUUAUUGAUUAUAAUUAUUGACUCUUGCCAAACUUUUCCAUGAAUUGAGACAAAUAGCCUUGAACAUUUCAGUGAGUCCAAAUCUUUGAAGGUCUU